AUGACUUUUUGGGCAGAUCCAUUCACGGAUGCACAUGGUCAGAACUCAGGCCCCGGGGCAAAGGAAAUAACUGCAUAUUCGUGUACAGCAACGCGCAAUGGUUGCACGAGCCUUACGACUGUUCAGGGAUUGAAAAAGGAGUUCAGCUACAGCAAGAUACUUAAGGACCUCAAGGAGUUUUGCUGCAAUGGUACCGUUGUCCGGGAUCCAGAGUUGGGCCAGGCUAGAAAACAAUGGGAGGAUUCUAAUGAGAUAGCUCGUUACUUGGAGAGCUGUAAGACUGCCAAAGCAAUUCUAGAUAAGCAAGAAGACAUGUUCGGAGGCCAAGCUACCUUGGCUUGA
Messenger RNA from Gossypium raimondii (Peruvian cotton), 342 nucleotides. Its product is annotated as protein translation factor SUI1 homolog 2-like. Gene Ontology annotation, molecular function: translation initiation factor activity; RNA binding. The record is from RefSeq and is a predicted model, not a curated record. The transcript has 2 exons. The coding region runs from base 1 to 342 and encodes 113 amino acids. NCBI's taxonomy places the organism in Eukaryota, Viridiplantae, Streptophyta, Magnoliopsida, Malvales, Malvaceae. Gene Ontology annotation, biological process: translational initiation.